Molecule: messenger RNA, 9038 nt
Organism: Pristis pectinata (smalltooth sawfish)
Lineage: Eukaryota; Metazoa; Chordata; Chondrichthyes; Rhinopristiformes; Pristidae
Gene: atr
Product: ATR serine/threonine kinase
Exons: 47
Coding region: 167-8206 (2679 amino acids)
Biological process (GO): DNA damage checkpoint signaling; protein phosphorylation; telomere maintenance
Cellular component (GO): nucleus
Molecular function (GO): protein serine/threonine kinase activity; protein binding
Source: RefSeq, a predicted model, not a curated record
CGGGGCGCCGCGGGGGCGGGGGCGGGGGCAGAGCGGCAGGAGGCUGCCCGUUGACUUGCGCGGCUCCCACGGCGGGAAGCGGCGAUCGGCCGAGCGGGAUUUUUUUUAUGUGAAUCUACUGAAGCCGAGUUUCUGCCUCUGGCUCGGAGGCGAAGCCCCUUCCAGGAUGUGUGAGCCGGGGCUGGAGAUGGCCUCCAUCCUGCCGGCCCUGCGGGAGCUGGAGAGUGCCAGUCCAAAAGAUUAUAACACAGUGGUGCAAAAGCCAAGGCAGAUUCUUUGUCAGUUUGUUGACAAGAUGCUGACUGAUGUUGAUGUUGUUGCUUUGGAGCUUUUGAAGAAGAUGGACUCUCAGCCAACGUGUGUGAUGCUGCUAGAUUUUAUUCAACACAUUAUGAAAUCCUUUCCUCUUAUGUUUGUGAGUGCUCCACAAAAGCCAACCAAAGUAAUUCAGCGGCUCAGUAGUGACGAUGAGCGUAGUUGUAUUGAUUUCAGUAACUGGAUCAUAACCAGGCUUCUUCGGAUUGCUGCAGCCCAAAACUGCCAGGCAUUGCAUAAUUGUAUUACAAAAAUUAUAAUUUCUUUGCUUUGGCUAUUUAAGAACAAGAAUCCCUUUAUAUUUGGAAUACAAACAAAGGAAGUGCUCAGCCUCUUUCAAGAUCUAAUCUGUCUGAGGGAGAAGAAUACAAUGAUGCAGGAAUCGUCUUUGUGGCCAUUCACAGUUAAUCGUUUUAUUGUGGCUGUGACAGAGAAUCCAGGAUAUUUAACCCCUGCACCUCUUCAACUGAACUCUGUGUUACAAGUAGAAUUAUUGGAGAUCAUAUUACUGAGAAUACUAUCUUCGAUCCUUUCAAGUGUGUUUUGCAGGAGGCAACUGCUCAUCUUAUGGGAAAUAGGCUGCUCCCUUUUAGAACAUGGCAGUCCCAAGAUAAAGAGUAUUGUGUUAGCCCUGUUAUCAAAGUUAACAAACCUCGGAGGGCCACCACCAGAAGAAUUGUCAAAUAUGUUUUUUACAAAUUUUAUUGAUCUUUUGAUAUUGUUUAAGGGAACUGACAGAGCUGAAUUAGAAUUGUAUGAGGAGCCAUUUGCAGAAUUGGUCAGAGCACUUUUUCCUAUCAAUUCUGAACAUCUUGCAAGCGUGCAUGUGAUAGAACCAUUUUACCUUAACAUGUUAAUGGAUAAAUUAAGUACUUUUAUUGGAGAUGGACUGAUGAAACUCAUUGACUCUGAUAAAUUAAGAUCAGCUUUAUGUCACAUAUUCCAGCACUCUUUGAUGUUUACACCGUCAGGAGUUGUGUGUGCAAUGCCAAUACAGAAACACCGUAUACAUGUGAUUUGCAGAGCUGUAACUGAAAUGAUAGGAACGCAGCCGAAACAGAAGUAUUUGUUAAGUUGCUUGUAUAUAGCAAUGAGAGCGGAAGGAAUCAGUGUCGUGCAGGCAACGUGUAAUCGAACCCAGACACAAUCAACAGGGGUUCCUGACAUGAGUGGAGAAAGUAGCAAUGAUGAAGUUCCAGAAAAACGGCCACGCUUGAGUUUUACAGCACAAGGCUCACUGAAUCCAGUCCUGCCAGCUGAAUGUGGACCAGUGGAAAUGAAAUUCAAGAGUAGAUUGUGGUGGGAUGUACAUGAGAGACUGACAGCAUUGAUCAGUUCAUUGGAGAAGGCUGAGUCCCACAAGGAAACUCUACCUCUGUUGGAGGGUAUCGUAGUUUUAUUUCGUUUGGCGGCUCUGUGUACAGCAUUCUGUGACAAAGGAAUUCCUAAUAGCACUGUCAAAAUCAAAACAAAUGACGCUGCCAUUGGGGAGACACAAAAUUCCACAGAAAUUCUAUCAAUCAAAAUACAAUUAACUUGGAUACGUUUUGAGAUGUUUACCCAGGUCCUGCAAUAUGGAAGGAGACAACUGAACAGUACUUCCAAUGAUGAAGAAGUGCUUCAUUUGGUUGAUAGAUUAAUAAAAAUAAUUGAUGCUGCAAUCUACUUGCAAGUUAUCCAAGGUAAUGGGAACAAAGAUAUGCUUCAUACAAUUUGUGGUUUCCUAUCAUUACCUUGGAUUCAUAAACAUUGUUCUGAUGGAGCUUUCCAAUCUGCUGGUUUCAAUUCUGACCUUGUAUCUCUCAGCCAACGUUUAUCAAGCAGUUUCUCACAGCAGAACCAGGCAAAAUGUGUGUAUCUGUUGUCUUUGCUGCACAAAGAAAUUUGUCCUGAUUGGAGGGCAGCAAUAUACAGAUGGUCUUCGCAAAGUUCCAUUGACGUAAUCCGUGCAGGAACUGUCAAGGGAUUCCCCAUGCUACUACAUUACUUAGGUGCUGAAUCCCACUAUCUCAUUAAUGAAGUUCUCAUAAACAAACUCCAAGAUAACUCCAUAUUAGUACAUGAAGAAUCUGCCAAUACUGUUGGAAAGAUAGCCUGUGUGCUUUCAGGCAAGUCUGAAUUGUUGCUUCCAAAGUGUGACUCAAUAUCUCCAAAUGAAGGUUGUGACCUUCUCUGUGAUAAUAUCAGCAUUGGAGGUGACUGUGCACUGAGUGGACCAGCGGUUGGGCCAUCUAUUUUUAUUCCAUUCCUUGUACUAAUUGAAAAGACAAUGCCUGCUUCAGUAAAGUUGGCAUUCAUAAGAAAUAUUCCCUAUUUGUGCAAGUAUGUGAAUUUGGCAAAAACUGAUUCGGAUACAAAAGCCAUUAAUAGUGCAAUAUUGAACCUCAUGGAAGAUCCUGCUAAAGCUGUCAGAGUUGCAUUUAGUGAAAAAAUACAUAAUUUGUUGGAGUCCCAAGAAAUUGAGGAUCAAAGUUUACUUAAAGAGCUGCUUGUAACCAAGCUGAAAGAGGCAUAUGGAAAUGCAAAGAUUUCAGGGGACAAUGAGCUGAAAGAUACAUUAAUACUUACAACCAGGGAAAUUGGAAGAGCUGCCAAAGGAGAUCUGGUUCCGUUUGCUCUGUUACACCUAUGCCACUGUUUAUUAUCCAAGUUUACAUAUGUUGCUGGUGCUGCGUAUACAGAGAUCAGAGCACUAGCUGCAGCAAAAUGUAUGAAAUUGCAAGCCUUCUUCAGUCAGUACAAAAAGCCCAUUUGUCAGUUCCUGGUGGAGUCAUUGCAUACAAGACAUCUGGCGGCCAGUGGUAGUGUUGGGAGCCAGAGUAAAGAGUUAGGACAGUGGGAAUUAGAUCAUCAGCGACAGAUUACACUAGAUAUGUUAUCGGAAGUAGCUCAUGUAUUUGAUUUCCCAGAUCUAAAUCGCUUUCUCACGCGUACCUUACAAUCUCUGUUACCAUAUCUGGCUGCAAAGGCCAGUGCUACCUCUUCAGUAUUGAUCCGGACCAUAGCAAAGCAGCUGAAUGUGAAUCGCCGAGAAAUUCUGAUCAACAACUUUAAAUAUAUCUUUUCCCAUCUGGUUUGUUCCUGUUCAAAGGAUGAACUUGAGCGUGGUCUGCACUAUCUGCAGAAUGAAACUGAACUUGAACUGGGCAGUCUUCUCAGGCAGGAUUUCCAAGGCUUACAUAAUGAACUACUUCUGCGCAUAGGAGAGCACUAUCAGCAGGUUUUCAACGGACUGGCCAUACUGGCAGCUUCUGCUUCUAGAAGUGACCAAUGCCAAGCAUCCAGGGACAUCACUUCAGUGGAGUUAAUGGCAGAUUAUUUGCAGCCUAAAUUAUUGGGGAUUCUGGCCUUUUUUAACAUGCUUUUAUUGAGUUCUAGUGUUGGAAUGAAUGAUAAAAAGAUGGCCAUGGAUAGUUUAAUAUCAUUAAUGAAGCUGAUGGGAUCAAAACACAUCAGUUCUGUCCGGGUAAAGAUGAUGACCACACUGCGGACAGGCCUACGAUACAAGGAUGAAUUUCCCGAGUUAUGCUGCAGGGCAUGGGAUUGCUUUGUGCGCUGCCUGGAGCCCAGUUAUCUGGGCGCCCUUCUCAGUCAGGUUAUUGUGGCUCUUCUGCCUCUAAUGUCCAUUCAGCCAAAAGCAACAGCUGGAAUAUUUCACUACCUGAUUGUAGAGAACAGAACUGAAGUAAAAGAUUUUCUGCAUGAGAUAUACUUUUUGCCAGAGCACCCCGAUUUUACUGAGGUCCAGGAAGUGCUGCAAGAUUACAGAAAGGAGACAUCUAAAAGCACAGAUUUACAAACUGAACUACAGUUGUCCAUGAGAGCUGUUCAGCAUGAGAAUGUAGAUGUUCGUAUACAUGCACUGACUAGUUUGAAGGAUACUUUAUACAAGAAACAGGAGCAAUUGGUAAAACUUGCCACAGACAGUGAGACAGUCGAGCCCAUUAUCUCUCAUUUAGUGAUGGUGCUUCUGAAGGGUUGUCAAGAUGCAAAUGCACAAGCUAGACUCCUGUGUGGAGAGUGCCUCGGUGAGUUGGGAGCAAUAGACCCUGGGCGACUGGACCUCAUGACAAGUAACACAGAGGGGAAAAGCUCAACAUUUGUGGCUGGUGUGGAGGACCCCAAUUUUGCCCAUUAUUUGCUGAUAGAAUUGACAAGAGCCUUCCUUGCUUAUGCAGAUAACGUUCGAGCUCAAGACUCAGCUGCUUAUGCCAUUCAGGAACUGCUACAGAUAUACAAAUGUAAGGAAGGAAAGACUGAUUGUGCAGGACGCAGAUUGUGGAGGAGCUUUCCAGAGCAUGUGCAAGAAAUACUGGAGCCUCAUCUCAACACCAGGUAUAAAAGCUCUCAGAAGACUUGGAACUGGGUCAGCAUUAAGAAGCCAUUUUAUCUUGGUAAGCAUGACAGGAAUUUUGCGGAGUGGUCAGCGACAUGGGCUGGAUACCUAACAACAAAGGUUCGACAUGACCUAGCUGGAAAAGUCUUUGAUUGUUGCAGUUUUAUCAUGAAACAUGACUUCAAAGUGACAAUCUAUCUGCUACCUCAUAUUCUAGUGUAUGUUUUACUUGGAUGUAAUGAAGAAGAUCAGCGUGAAGUCUACUCUGAGAUGAUGGCUGUCCUAAAACACGAAGAAGCCUGGGAUAGGAGGUUGCAGGACAGUGCAUCCGAUCUGAGUCAAUUGAGUACGCAGACUGUUUUCUCUAUGUUGGAUCAUCUUGCACAGUGGUCUAGGCACACACUACAGGCUCUCAGUUCUGAGAAAAGUGGAGGCAGAUCCAGCAAGGACAGAGGUGGCCCUAAUGUUUCAAGCUCAGAGUAUAAAGAAUAUAAAAAUGUCACCUCCUUUCUGGCCUCAUACCCCAGGAAUGUGCUUGCUAUAGCUUCUUUUCGAUCCAAAGCUUAUACCCGUGCAGUGAUGCACUUUGAGUCUUUCAUUGCAGAAAAGAAAGAGAACAUUCAGCAACACCUUGGAUUUUUGCAGAAGCUCUAUGCAGCAAUGCAUGAACCAGAUGGAGUGGCUGGGGUUAGCGCAAUUCGUAAAGGAGAACCAUCUCUUAGAGAACAAAUUUUGGAACACGAGAGCAGUGGACUGUUGAGAGAUGCUACCGCGUGCUACGACCGGGCUAUUCAGUUGGAACCUGAUGAGAUUAUUCAUUAUCAUGGAUUGAUGAAAUCUAUGCUUGGGCUUGGUCAGUUGUCCACAGUCCUCACUCAGGUUAAUGGAGUGCUUGCAAGCAGGCCUGAGUGGACCACUGAACUGAACACUUACAGAGUGGAGGCAGCUUGGAAGCUGACCCAGUGGGAGUUGCUACAGAAUUAUGUAACUGCAGAGCGGAAAUCCUGUACUUGGAACGUGAGACUUGGCCAGCUUUUGCUUCUUGCUAAGCAGAGCAAUGUGGAGGGUUUUUAUGAACAGCUGCAAGUUACUCGAGCAGAACAGAUUGUGCCACUCUCUGCGGCAAGUUUUGAACGAGGGUCGUAUCAGCGUGGUUACGAGUACAUUGUCAGGUUGCAUAUGCUGUGUGAGCUGGAGCACAGUGUCAAAGAACUGUUUCACCAGCAACCCAGGGCCCACAGUGAACACCACAUGCAUCCUCUCAAUUGGCAGGCUCGUCUAGAAAUGACUCAGAAUUCCUUUCGGGCAAAGGAGCCAGUCUUGGGACUGCGCAGAGCAUUGCUCAGUGUCAAUAAAACGGCUGACUACAGCAAGUUGGUUGGAGAAUGCUGGCUACAAAGUGCCAGAGUUGCCAGAAAAGCAGGACAUCAUCAAACUGCAUACAAUGCUCUCCUUAAUGCAGGAGAAUCCAGAUUACCUGAGCUUUACGUAGAGAGAGCAAAGUGGUUGUGGUCCAAGGGGGAUGUUCAUCAAGCCUUAAUAGUUCUUCAGAAAGGUGUCGAGUUGUGUUUUGGAGAAAAAGAAACAGAAUUAAGUGACGAAAAAAGCUGUUUAAUAAAGGGACAAGCUAUGUUGUUGGUUGGACGUUUCAUGGAAGAGACAGCUAAUUUUGAAAGCAAUGCAGUUAUGAAAAAGUAUAAGGAAGUGACCAAUUUAUUACCAGACUGGGAAGAUGGGCACUUCUAUUUGGCAAAAUAUUAUGACAAAUUAAUGCCAAUGGUAACGGAUAACAAGAUAGAAAAGCAAGGAGAUUUAAUUCGCUAUAUAGUCCUUCAUUUUGGCACGUCUCUGCGGUUUGGAAAUCAAUUCAUCUACCAAUCCAUGCCUAGAAUGUUAUCGUUAUGGCUUGACUAUGGAGCAAAAGCCUACGAAUUGGAAAAGGCAUCUGGACGCACUGCUGAUCGCAUUGCCAUGAGAGCAGAACUUGAGAAAAUUAACAAAGUGAUAGAGGAUCACACUAACUACUUAGCUCCUUACCAAUUCCUGACAGCAUUUUCACAGCUGAUUUCACGAAUAUGCCAUUUCCAUGAUGAUGUGUUUGCUCGACUGAAAGGCAUUAUUGUCAAGGUUUUCUUGGCCUAUCCCCAGCAGGCUAUGUGGAUGAUGACAGCUGUGUGCAAGUCAUCUUAUGCGACACGAGUUAAUAGGUGUAAGGAAAUCCUUCAGAAGGCCAUUAAUGAUGAGAGUCGCUUAGGCAAGUUUGUAGGAGAUGCCACUCGUCUCACUGAGAAGUUGCUGGAACUGUGCAACAAAACGGUGGAUGGAAACAACACAACUUUAAGUAUGGGUGUUCAUUUCAAAUCGCUGAAACGACUGGUGGAAGAACCAGCUUUUAGUGAGAUCCUCAUUCCUUUGCAAUCUGUGAUGACUCCUACUCUACCAUCAACUCCAGGCACCCAUGCAACUCAUGACCCUUUCCCUGGUCAUUGGGCCUACAUUGCUGGCUUUGAUGACAUGGUGGAAAUCUUAGCUUCUCUUCAAAAGCCAAAGAAAAUCACCCUUAAAGGUUCUGAUGGGAAGUCCUACAUUAUGAUGUGUAAACCCAAAGAUGACCUCAGGAAGGAUUGUCGUCUUAUGGAAUUUAACUCGCUAAUUAAUAAGUGCUUACGAAAAGAUGCAGAGUCUCGCAGGCGAGAACUUCACAUCAGAACUUAUGCAGUCAUUCCUCUGAAUGAGGAAUGUGGUCUGGUUGAGUGGGUUAACAACACUGCUGGCUUAAGACACAUACUGAAUAAACUGUACAAAGAAAAAGGUGUUUACAUGCUUGGAAAAGAACUACGUCAGUGCAUGCUACCAAAGCAAGCACCUUUAGAAGAGAAACUAUCUGUAUUUAAACAGCAGCUUUUGCCACGUCACCCCGCUGUUUUUCAUGAAUGGUUCCUUGGGACUUUCCCUGAUCCAACUUCCUGGUACAGUAGUAGAUCAGCCUAUUGUCGGUCUGUUGCUGUGAUGUCAAUGGUUGGCUACAUUCUGGGUCUAGGUGAUCGCCAUGGAGAAAACAUUUUAUUUGAUUCUUUAACAGGCGAAUGUGUUCAUGUCGACUUCAACUGUCUUUUCAAUAAGGGGGAAACUUUCGAUGUUCCAGAAGUUGUCCCUUUCCGCCUAACCCACAAUAUGGUCCAUGCCAUGGGCCCUAUGGGAACAGAAGGUUUGUUCCGUCGAGCCUGUGAAGUAACAUUGAGAUUAAUGCGUGAUCAGCGAGAACCUUUAAUGAGUGUGUUGAAAACUUUUCUGCAUGAUCCAUUAGUGGAGUGGAGCAAACCAGUCAAAGGAAGUACAAGAGUGCAACCCAAUGAAACCGGGGAAGUAAUCAAUGAAAAGGCCAAGACCCAUGUACAAGACAUCGAAAAGAGGCUACAUGGUGUGAUUAAAACAAGAAAUAAAGUGAAGGGGUUGCCUUUAUCCAUUGAAGGUCACGUCCACUACCUUAUUCAAGAAGCAACAAAUGAGAAACUUCUGUGCCAGAUGUACCUGGGUUGGGCUCCAUACAUGUGAAAACAUUGAUUGUUUUUGAAAGUUUAUUUCAGUCAAAGAAAAACAUAUUCCAAUCAAAGAGACUAUAUCAAGAAGAGGAAAAGGAGCUGUAAUUUUGCCACAACCGAAAACAGGAUAAAGAGUAAACGUGGAACUUCAUUUCAGAUCAAGUGCACUGAAGAACUUGCAAAAGCAAAUGUUGAGAUUAAAUUAUCUUACAAAGGCUUUAAAGCUAUGUCAGUUGAGGAGGGAGGAUUUAACAAAGAAGAAUUUGGAUUACAGAAAUCUGACGCAAGAAUAUGGAAAUUAAGACUGUUGGUUUCCAAAAUAUGACUUGAGAUGCCUUUGCAUAAAACACAAACAAGUUGAAAAUGUUGGCAAUCUCACAAAUGACACAGCAAAAAUGAAAGAAAUUCCUUGUGAUCUGUAGAAGACCAAAGAACUUUACUUAUCUCUGACAUUAUGGCUCACUGUACGUUAUCAACUGGUACCAUAUUGAUGAAUUUGUAUUAUACAUUGAAUUAAUGAUUUUGGGAAUAAAAUACUUAAGUUAGUAGCCAGAUAAUUUAUUGGGGUCAAUAUGAUUUUGCCUGUUAAGCUAACAUUAAUUUGCUUGUUUAAGAUUGAACAGAAUGUAUUUUCAUAACUGUUAAAGUUGUGUGGAAUUCUGAGGUGCAGGGUGGUCUCAUUUCAACCAUACAACCUUAUCUGAUCCUGUACAUGAGUGGAGAGCAAGUAAAAUCCAACCUCCACACAAAUUUGUGAAAAACCAUUCCUUGGAGUUAAUAGAUUGUGGUUGAUGAAUAAAGUUUGGCAAAUUGAGAUAAUCUGUUAUUUUGAGUCUCAUUGGCUU